UAUAGGAGAUCCUCGGCCUAUCAGACAUGAUGCCGUACCGAUCCAAAAGGUCCCUGCUGGUGCCCCCCAUGUUUGUCCCAGAGAACCAGCGAGCCCCCUUCCCCAGGUUAAUUGGAAAGGUGAUCUCAUCUGACAUGAAGGAAGACCACAUCUUCCGUCUGACGGGAAGGGGAGCAGAUCAAGACCCUAAGGGUGUGUUCAGCAUCAACCGACUGACGGGAGAGGUGGCAGUCAGCAGAGCUCUGGAUCGAGAGGCCAUUGCGUACUACCAUCUCCAGGUAUCCACCACUGACCUAAGUGGCAGAUUGGUAGAGGGACCAGUAGACCUGGACGUGUCUGUUAUUGACCAGAAUGACAACCGUCCGGUGUUCAAGGAGCCGCGUUACUCUGGGGAGGUUCUGGAGGGCUCCCCCACAGGCACUACAGUGAUGACCAUGACGGCUUACGACGCGGACGAUACCAACACGGACAACGCUGUACUACGCUACAUCAUUGUGAGACAGCUGCCCGAUAAACCUUCGCCCAAUAUGUUCUACAUCGACCCGGAGAGAGGUGACAUUGUCACUGUGAUAGCACCCCAUCAGCUCGAUAGAGAGACUCUUCCAACCACGCAGUACGAGCUAGAAAUUGUGGCGAAGGACAUGGCGGGAAGUGAGGUGGGACUGACAGGAACUGCAACAGCAACCAUCACCAUCACAGACAGGAACGACCACGCACCUGAGUUUACACACUCACUGUUUCAGGCAUCAGUAAAUGAGGGAUCAACUGGGGUGGUUGUUAACCUGACAGUGGACGACAGAGACGACCCUGCCACUGGAGCCUGGAGAGCUAUCUACUCUAUCAUCAAUGGAGAUCCCAACCAGAACUUUGAGAUACAGACCAACCUGGACAACAAUGAAGGGAUGCUGUCAGUAAUAAAGCCUCUGGACUAUGAAAGUUCAAUGUUUAACACACUGCUAAUAAAAGUGGAAAACGAAGACCCUCUGGUUCCUGAUGUUGUGUAUGGCCCCAGCUCUACAGCGACGGUUUACAUUACAGUUAUGGAUGUGAAUGAAGGACCUGUGUUCUUCCCAGAUCCUCUGGUUGUCAUCAGAAGAGAAAAUAUUCCCAUAGGGAGCUUUGUGGCCAUGCUGAAUGCUACUGAUCCGGACUACCUACAGACGCAGAGCAUAAGGUUCACUGUAUUGAGAGACCCAGCAGACUGGCUGAUCGUGAACCCCUUCAAAGGCAAUGUCACCACCAGGGCGAUACUGGACCGCGAGUCUCCACACGUUCACAACAACCAGUACACUGCUCUCUUCAUGGCCACAGAUAACGGAAGUCCACCCGCUUCAGGCACGGGUACGCUGAUAAUCACUCUGGAGGACGAGAACGACAACGCUCCCUACGUCUUCCCCUCCGUGGCCCGCGUGUGUGAGGACGCUAAAGACAUGAAUGUGGUGGUGAUCGGGGGACGAGACAAGGACAUUCAUCCUAAUACGGAUCCUUUCAAGAUCGAACUUGGCAAGCAGCCAGGACUGGAGAAAACAUGGAAAAUCUCCAGGAUCAAUGACACUCACUCCCAGAUUAUGUUGCUGCACAGUCUGAAAAAGGCUAACUACAACCUGCCGCUGGUUCUGACCGACUCUGGCGUGCCUCCAAUAUCUAACAACACAGAACUGAAAGUUCAAGUGUGCACCUGUAAGAAGAACAGAAUGGACUGCAGCCGUGCUGGCUCCAUCCAAACAAACCUCUUGCUACUGCUCGGCCUGGUUCUGCUCUCCAUCCUCUGUAAGUAUCCUUUCAUUCCACCCCAACCUGUACGUUUUUGUUCCUUCAGGUAUUCCAUGGGCAGUGAUCCCGAUAACUGGCUAAGUAUAUCUGCAGACACCGGAUCGAUUAAAGUCGCAAAAGAGAUGGAUAGAGAAUCUAUUCAUGUUAAAGAUGGAAAAUACACCGCUAUCAUUUUGGCCACAGAUAAUGAAGUAAAACAAAAUCAAGCGACUGGCACAGGAACCCUGGUAAUUGAUUUGGAGGAUGUAAAUGACAACGCUCCCUUUAUUGUUGAAAGGAAUAUACAAAUGUGCAAUCGUGAGGCGCCCCCAGUUCUUCUCUCUAUAGUAGACCACGAUGGACCUUUAUUUGCUCAACCCUUUAAUGUUGAGCCCCAAGGAGAAACGAGUAAAAACUGGUCAACCAUAAUGAACGCCACAUUAACUGGAGUUUUUCUGAAACUCGACUCUACAUUGGAGCAGGGAGACUACAAUGUUGUCCUGAGAGUGUUUGAUAGAUACAAGCUGUUUAAGGACAGCACCAUUCGAGCAACGGUGUGUGACUGUGCCAGAGAAGAGUUUCAUUGUACUGACAAACAGUUAGCAGGGAUGGGACUGUCUGGAGUGCUUGGGAUCCUGGGAGGAAUCUUGGCUCUGUUGUUGCUUGUUCUUCUUCUGCUUUUAUUCAUGAGGAGAAGAGGCAGCACCAAAAAAGAACCCCUCCUCGCUGAAGAUGAUAUUAGAGAUAACAUCUACUAUUAUGAUGAGGAAGGCGGUGGAGAAGAUGAUCAGGAUUAUGAUCUGAGUGUGUUGCAUCGAGGCCUUGACAACAGACCGGAAGUGUUCAGAAUAGAGGAUGUGGCACCUACUUUUCUGCCAGCACCUCAGUAUAGACCACGACCUGCCAACCCUGAGGAGAUUGGGACAUUCAUUGAUGACAAUCUGAAGGCUGCGGAUAACGACCCCACUGCACCUCCCUAUGACUCCCUGUUGGUGUUUGACUAUGAAGGAGGAGGCUCAGAUGCAGGUUCACUCAGCUCCCUCAACUCUUCCAGCUCAGGACACGACCAAGACUAUGACUUCCUCAAUGAGUGGGGCCCACGCUUUAAGAAGCUGGCGGACAUGUUUGGAGGAGGAGAGGAUUAAGCACACGGAGAGGCACAUUGAUGGUUGCUAAGUACAGAAAUGAGAAUUUUAUAUUACACUUCAGUCUGGUGAUUCACAUACUGUUUAAAGUUGGAACUGGAUUAAUGGCACUGUUCGUGCAUCAGCAUAAACAGAUUCUUUGACUUGAAGUGUUUUUGUUUUGUUUUUUUGUUUUUCUUGUUAUAGAGCAGCCAUCUGCAAUUUUUUUUUUUUUUUUUUCGUCCUUGACUUGACCCCUUUAUAAAUGGAGCUCCUAAUCGAAAAGUUUUGAUAUUUGCUCUGGUUGCUCAGUGUGUAAAAAGCUAUGAUAUGGCUUAAGAUUUUUGUCCAAAGCUGUUUAACUGUGUGUUUUAUGUAAUGCUUUUUGUUACCUUUUGUUAACUUGGCAUUAAAGAUUGAUUUAAAGCAUGAUUUACACUGUAAAUGUACCAUUUUUGAAAAAGCACUGAUUUUUCAAAAACUUUGUAUGAUGUGCAGGUGUCUUAUUUCUAUCCACUUUUCUGUCAGCUGCAAGGAUGUUGUCAAAUUCUUUUAUAUAGUUAUGAUUGAAGCAUUGUUUUAAACUGCAUAUUUUAUUAAACAAAUUACUUUUA
This is a messenger RNA of Puntigrus tetrazona (Sumatra barb), 3490 nucleotides long. Its product is annotated as cadherin-13-like. Gene Ontology annotation, biological process: homophilic cell-cell adhesion; sprouting angiogenesis; cell morphogenesis. Gene Ontology annotation, cellular component: plasma membrane; adherens junction; catenin complex. The coding region runs from base 27 to 2897 and encodes 956 amino acids. The record is from RefSeq and is a predicted model, not a curated record. The transcript has 16 exons. NCBI's taxonomy places the organism in Eukaryota, Metazoa, Chordata, Actinopteri, Cypriniformes, Cyprinidae. Gene Ontology annotation, molecular function: cadherin binding; calcium ion binding.